AUGGACCCAUUCAGCCGACUUCCUUGGUUCGCGCUAAGAAAUAUUCUCUCAGAUCUCCCAGAUUUGCUCACGCUGCAAAGAUUGUACAAUGCAUCUCCGGGUGUCGCAGCAUUCCUGCACAAAAAUAACUAUCUAUUUGCCGUGAUUGUGGACGAGAUCAUCGGAGGCCCAGCUCGCGAAAGGGGCCUGCUGCCACAUGUUCAGGACGCAGUCAGGCUCUUGGUUCUUGUCUGGACCCGAGCGGCGGAUUCAAAGCCUCGACAGGAGAACGAUAAACCUGCAGAGGCACCGGAGGAGUCAUACAUAGACAUUCUAAGCAUCCCGGGAUACGUUAAGGAGCGGUUCCCGCAGAAACAGCCUCCAAUUGAGAAGACAAUAUCCAGGUCGACGUCGUCGGCCAUUCUUUGUCGGCUCCUUGCCAUGAUGACCCGAUUGCGACGCAUCGCGCAUGCAUGCUUUCAUUCAAUGAUUGCUAGGUGCCUAAAGUUGCGGGUGAAGCAUUUGCCCAAGGGGGGGAUAUAUAUCAAUACGCGUGGUGUAGUUGACCGUAGUCAACGCCCUCGGGGAAUCCGUUACGUUCCCGUUGAUAUCGGACCACCAACGUACUUUGAGGAGCAACGCUUGCUUUAUGCUUUACUCUGUAUUGUCCUGUGUCAUGAACUUUGGAAGAUACACGUGGAAUGUUCGGUUAUAACGACAGACGGGCAGCCGGUACGGACGUUGCUGGAUGACAACGUGGUAGGGCUCUGGAAGACACUAUUCAAGAUGCUCAAGGAGAACCUGGUCGAGCAGAUAAAGACUCUUCUUGAAUGGCUAGAUGGACAGGCAGGUGGGCGUGGAAAGGUGUACUCUUGGAUGCUCUCCGGUUCAAUCCCGGAGAAAUUCAGCCAUUGCUGCGGUCGUUAUACCUCGAUGACGGAUGAGCAAUGGGCUAUUACUCGUAGCAAUUCUACCCGAGGCUCACAGUGUCUAUAUGAGUGCAGUACGAACAAUUUAUCACCUGCCAACUUCUCCAACAUCGCCUCCCUCCUCUGGCACGCCUACGCCGCCCUCCCAUCCCCCUCCUCCUCCGUAAACUGGGCAGGCUUUUACAUCCGCCAGGAUAAAUUCCCCGCGCUCGGCUCGUCCCAGAAUACACCAAGCAGUAACACCAACCUGCUACUCCUGGGCCCAUUCCAGGGCCGCCCCGCCUGCCAGGAGAUCCGCUUCGGGCGCGGCGUGUGCGGCGCCGCAGCGGAGAAGCGCGAGACGGUGAUUGUGCCGGACGUGUUGAGUUUCCCGGGCCAUAUCGCCUGCGACGCGAGUAGUCGGAGUGAGAUUGUGGUGCCGAUUUUGGCUGGUGGGGAGACGGUUGCGAUCAUCGAUGUGGAUUGUACGGAGCCGGCUGGGUUCGAUGAGGAGGAUAAGAAGUGGUUGGAGGAGCUUGCUUCGCUCUUGUCGGAGUGUUGUGAUUGGUAA
Messenger RNA from Aspergillus viridinutans, 1458 nucleotides. RefSeq names its product GAF domain-containing protein. Gene Ontology annotation, molecular function: L-methionine (R)-S-oxide reductase activity; protein binding. Gene Ontology annotation, cellular component: cytosol. Bases 1 to 1458 code for a protein of 485 amino acids. The record is from RefSeq and is a predicted model, not a curated record. Lineage: Eukaryota; Fungi; Ascomycota; Eurotiomycetes; Eurotiales; Aspergillaceae. The transcript has 3 exons.